CUACCAUCAUCCUAGGAUGGUUAUUCCAUCUGAGAAACAUCUAUAAAUCUCUCCAUUUGAUUGCAGUCAGGAUGCCGCCUUCAAACGGGCACCUGCUGCUCCCCAAAUUUUGGAGAGCAGCCAGGUCUGCCUACGAGAAGGCCUACAAGACUAUCAAGUCUAGGUUCCCAGAGCAAUUCCAACAAAGCUCACUUCGCCUUCAGCCUGAGUACGUGCGUGUAGUCAACAGACAUCCCAUAAACCGGGCUGCUGCUAUCCGUCAAGCUCGUGGUCGCCACUACUACUCCACCCGUGCAGCAAGCUCCUUCGUCUCCUACAUUCGCAGUGGCCUACAGGGCGAGCGUACUGCCUACAAGACAUCUCGAGUCGCCGCUAAUGUCAGUCGCUUGACUAAACAUGCUCCCUUUGCAUCAACCCUUCGUCCGAAUCUGACCGGCGGCACCCUGGGCCGCACGGCGGGUGGCUAUGCAAUUGGUGCUGGCCGCAUCGGUGGGGCACGAUACUUCUCCCAUGGCGCGGCUGCCCCUGCGCAGGUCAUCAACAAUGUUUCUGUCGGUGUUCGGGCGUUCUUCCUCUCGGGACAGAAGGCUCGCUUUGAUGGAGUCGAUCCCAUUACUGGCAACAAGCGCUUCAAGGCCGUGAGCAAGCUUCAGGAUGAGGCCGAGCGCAAGAUGGCGGCGAUCCCCCGUACGGCACCCGGCUCCUUUGUCGACUUCCAGAUUUCCCCAACUAUCACCGCUUUCGGUCUGCAGAAGAACCUGGUAGCGACUGGUGCUGGUGACGCCCAGACCAUCAACUCGGACGGUCUCUUGGAUUUCCUUUCCGCGGACUUUGCCCGUGCCCUCAAGGAUCUUGCUGCCGUGCUUAACGACCUGAAGAGGCUAUCCACACUGGGUGACCUGCCCAUUUUGCUACAUGAUAACUCUACGAUUCGAGUGCGGUUCCCUGGUUGCGAUGCUAGUACUGUUGAACGUCUGUGUGAUGAGGCUGGGGUUCAGAGAGGCAAGAUAGUGCAGGAUGAGGACUUCGACAUCCGUACAGGUGCCGAUCUCGCUCUCUUGUUUCCUUUUGCCCCUAGUGUACCAGCUUCUCCUGACGUGAACGACUACUUCUAUCGCUCUGGGACCAUAAAGUCACAGGCUCCGGAGGAGGUUGAUUGGCAUGCCAUGAUGUCUCCGGAAGAUGUGUCAGAAGCAUCUCCUGAACCCUACAAGCAGCCCUUAAAUCAGCUCAGCUUCGAGGAUGUUACUAUGUUUGGUGAGAACCCAUGGAUGUCUUCUCCGUCAGGAUAUUCCAGCAUCAAUGUCAGCGAACUUGGCGAUCGGGCCUUUUUUGCCGAAGUCGCAAGCAUUGGUGUACCCGAAAGUGCCUCCGAGUACGAUGGAUCGGAUGGAAUACGCAAAUUCAUAGCAGAGUGUGAUCAUGCUUCGCGACAUCAUGGGCGGGCUUUUUAGCCGUGAUACUUAUGAACAUACAGACUUUGACAGUCAUUUAUUUCCUAUUGUUGUGAUUUUAUCUGAUGCAUAUACCUUACUAUUAUAAACACGAGGUGACAGAUGACGUUAACAAACGAAAAGACCAAAAACACAUUGGCCCUUUACUUUUGCUUGAGGAGCUCUACAUCUAGUCCGAACAAUCAUUCUAUGUAUUUAGGAGAAAGUUAGUUUAGCCAAACUUGAUCUUUUCCCCA
This is a messenger RNA of Aspergillus eucalypticola CBS 122712, 1690 nucleotides long. RefSeq lists its product as uncharacterized. The transcript is spliced from 2 exons. The coding region runs from base 72 to 1454 and encodes 460 amino acids. Gene Ontology annotation, biological process: proteasome assembly. Lineage: Eukaryota; Fungi; Ascomycota; Eurotiomycetes; Eurotiales; Aspergillaceae. Gene Ontology annotation, molecular function: proteasome binding. The record is from RefSeq and is a predicted model, not a curated record.